This is a messenger RNA of Lipotes vexillifer (Yangtze River dolphin), 1169 nucleotides long. It is a transcript of the gene SSUH2, whose product is annotated as ssu-2 homolog. Bases 35 to 1162 code for a protein of 375 amino acids. The record is from RefSeq and is a predicted model, not a curated record. NCBI's taxonomy places the organism in Eukaryota, Metazoa, Chordata, Mammalia, Artiodactyla, Lipotidae. The transcript has 12 exons.
AGGGCAGACGCUUCCCUGGCUGGACGUCUCGACGAUGGACAGGGAUCUCAGUGACGGUGACAGUGUGAUGGACCUCAGCUUCGAGGCCGAGAGUCCUCUGGCGCCCCCGGCUGAACUCCUGGAGAGGCUGCCCAGCUGUGACUGGCUUCUUCAAGGGGACAGAUGCCAGGUAUUCUUCCCACCUUCGGAGGCCCCGGGGAGGCCCCAGGAACAAAGGUGCUGGUCUUCGUUUCUGGAACACAGAGUCCCCGUGGUGACAGAGGAGGUGGCCCGGGAAGCCCUCCUCAGCUUCGUGGACUCCAAGUGCUGCUACGGCAGUGCGGCCGCCGGUGACCUCGUCAUCCUGGAGCUGAAGCAGCAGGUCCUGCGCAGGUAUCGACUAGAAACCUUCAGUGAAUCCAGGAUAAGUGAAUGGACUUUUCAGCCCUUUACCAACCACUCCGUGGAUGGGCCACAAAGAGGGACCUCCCCCAGGCUUUGGGACAUCAAGGUCCAGGUUCCCCCGAUGUUUCAGGAAGAUACCAGGAAGUUCCAAGUCCCUCACUCAUCAUUGGUCAAGGAAUGCUACAAGUGCCACGGGCAUGGGUGCUACAAGUGCAGCAGCUGCCACGGGGCCGGCACGGUGCGGUGCCCCUCGUGCAGCGGGGCCAAGCGCAGAGCCAGGCCCGCCCGGCGGUGUCAGAUGUGCUCGGGGUGCGGCAGGCAGAGAUGCAGCACAUGCUCAGGGAGGGGGAACAAGACCUGUGCCACCUGCAAGGGCGAGAAGAAACUGCUGCACUUCCUCCAGCUGGUCAUCGUGUGGAAGAACAGCCUGUUUGAGUUUGUGUCUGAGCACCAGCUGGACUGCCCUGGGGAGCUGCUUGCUAAAGCCAGAGGAGAGACGCUCUUUAAGGAUGAAAACACGAUGGUGUACCCCAUCGUGGACUUCCCCGUGCGGGAGAUCUCUCUGGCCUCCCAGCGGGGUAUCGCCGAGCACAGUGCUGCGCUGGCCUCCCGAGCCCGCGUCCUGCAGCAGCGCCAGACCAUUGAGCUGGUCCCCCUCACGGAAGUUCGUUACUGGUACCAAGGAAAGACUUACGUCUACUACAUCUAUGGCACCGACCACAAAGUGUACGUGGUGGAUUACCCAGAGAGGUACUGCUGUGGCUGCACCAUCAUCUGACAUCGCA